AUGCAUAAAACUAACAAUUCAGCUUCACCAAACUUUAAGUUAAUCAACAACAAAAAUAAUAAAUCAAAACUCGAUACCACAACCAACAAUGGCAAUAAUGUAAGCAUGGUUAAGAAGGAUAUCAAGUAGCAAGGAAAUUAAUAUUCACAAUUAUAAUCAGCUCGGCCAAGAACUCAAUCAACUUAGAAAAAGGAAAGCGUAAGUAAAGACAAAUAGUAGCCCUUAAAACAUUUAGAUCCUUAAAAGAGAUUAGUCACCAAUCCUAAUUCAAGUGCUGAAAGGGUUGUCAAUAAAUAGAGAACUCAUUCAACUUCUGGUAGGACAUCCACUUUGAGUCCACAAUCACGAGUUAAGCCAUUGGCAACUAAAAAUAUCACUCAAUAGCAAUAAUAAUAAUUGAAUAAUUCAAAUUAAUAACCCACUCCGAGAUCUGUAAAAAAGUAGAUGUUCAUUUCUGGCAAUGUUAAAGAAACCAAGAACAAUUGUAAUAUAAUAAGCAAGAUGAAACCCAAUUUUGAGAAGGGCAAAAGCCUACCAUUUAAGAAAGAGAGUCCUGCUAUUAAAUUGAAUAAGCAGGAUUCAAAUACAAUAUCAUCAUAAUCUAUAUAAACUAGAUCUUCGAAAUAGAGUCUAAGUGUUCACAAGUCAAUAACUGUAAAUAGGAUGGAUGACUUGUUUUAAAGAUCCAAAACUCCCUUAAACAAAAACCUACCAAAUGACCCCUUUUAUUGUAUCGUUAACCCAUAAUUUAAGGAUGCAAAGUAUUACUAAACCUCAUUGAUUCAUUAUCAUUAUGAGCAGGUAAGAAAUAAAUACUCUCCCUUUAAAAUUCACUUUGAGUUGUAAUAUAAUACAAAUCAAUUAAAAGAAUAUUUUAGUGAUUUAUUUUGUGAGCAUUUUUAACAAUCAUUCACUUGUUUGCAAUAUUGUAAAAGAUUAACCCAAACCUUAAAAUAAAACAAUAAGAUUCAAUAUUUACCCCCCAAUGAGAAUCACACAAAAACAUUAGUAUUCGAUUUGGAUGAAACACUUUUGCAUUGUAAUGAAAAUGUAAAUGAUCCCACUGAUCAUACAAUCAUGGUCAAUAUGCCCAAUGAAGGAAUGGUCAAGACAAAAAUUAAUAUUCGACCAUUCUGUCAAUAAAUGUUGAAAUUAUUAUCCAAUCACUUUGAACUCAUUCUGUUUACAGCAGCUUAUUAAUAUUAUGCUGACAAGGCACUUGAAUUAAUUGAUCCUGAGAGAAAACUAUUUUAAUAUCGAUUCUACAGAGAGAGUUGUUUAGAAAUAGAAGAAGGAUUGUUCAUAAAGGAUUUGAGAGUUAUUGGAAAUCGCUAAAUUGAAAAUCUAUUAUUAAUCGAUAAUGCUCCCUAUUCCUAUUGUUAUUAAAUAGACAAUGGAGUUCCUAUAAUCCCCUUUUAUGAUAAUAAAUUUGAUAAAGAAUUAGUGUUUUUAACUGAUUAUUUACUAAAAUUAGAAAAAAAUAAACAAUGGACAUAUGCAAAUAAAGUGCAUUUUAGAACGUACUUAUAUUAAUAAUGCCUUACUGCUGAUGAAUGUUUAAGAGAAAUGUUUAAAGCAUAUGAUACAUAUACAUAUUGA
Molecule: messenger RNA, 1599 nt
Organism: Paramecium tetraurelia
Lineage: Eukaryota; Ciliophora; Oligohymenophorea; Peniculida; Parameciidae
Exons: 5
Molecular function (GO): phosphoprotein phosphatase activity
Source: RefSeq, a predicted model, not a curated record